Molecule: messenger RNA, 478 nt
Organism: Camelina sativa (false flax)
Lineage: Eukaryota; Viridiplantae; Streptophyta; Magnoliopsida; Brassicales; Brassicaceae
Product: defensin-like protein 3
Biological process (GO): defense response
Source: RefSeq, a predicted model, not a curated record
AUUUUCUCACGCUACACAUACUUUGAAAAGGAAGUUGUAAUAGACAUGGCUAAGUUUGCUUCUAUCACCGCCCUUUUUUUCGCUACUCUAGUUCUCUUCGCUUGUCUUGAAACACCGACAAUGGUGGAAGCAAAGUUAUGCGAGAGGUCAAGUGGAACAUGGUCAGGAGUUUGUGGAAACAAUAAUGCAUGCAAGAAUCAGUGCAUUAACCUCGAGGGAGCACGACAUGGAUCUUGCAACUAUCGCUUCCCAUAUCACAGAUGCAUUUGCUACUUCCCAUGUUGAUCCAACCAAACUCUUUAAUUUGGUGCUCAGUGGUGUGCGUGUUUUACAUAAAAUAAUUGUCUGUGUCGCUCUACGAGUGACUUUAUGACAGGUGUGUUUGUGUUUUAAUGUUUGGUGUGGUUAUAGUAUAACCUUUUAUGUACGAAAUAAAAUAAGAUUGCCUCACUCCAUGAGUGACUUUAUGACAUGUGUA